Molecule: messenger RNA, 1110 nt
Organism: Balaenoptera ricei (Rice's whale)
Lineage: Eukaryota; Metazoa; Chordata; Mammalia; Artiodactyla; Balaenopteridae
Gene: DMRTB1
Product: DMRT like family B with proline rich C-terminal 1
Exons: 5
Coding region: 1-1110 (369 amino acids)
Biological process (GO): germ cell development; sex differentiation; regulation of transcription by RNA polymerase II
Cellular component (GO): nucleus
Molecular function (GO): RNA polymerase II cis-regulatory region sequence-specific DNA binding; DNA-binding transcription factor activity, RNA polymerase II-specific
Source: RefSeq, a predicted model, not a curated record
AUGCAGGCAGACCUUGCCAAGCUGGCCGACAAGAUGCUGCGCGCCCCCAGGUGCUGCCGGUGCCGGAACCAUGGCUUCCUGGUGCCCCUCAAGGGCCACGCGGGCAAGUGCCGCUGGAAGCAGUGCACCUGCGAGAAGUGCUACCUGAUCACCCAGCGCCAGAAGAUCAUGGCCGCGCAGCAGGUGCUCACGAACCAGGCCUACGAGGAGGAGCAGGAGGUGGCCCUGUGCGUGCAGGGGCCCCAGCUGGCCUCCGGGGCCGCGGCCGCGGCCGCUGUCCUGGGCUCAAGCUUCCGCACGCUGCCUCUGCCUGCCGCUUCGGGAGUCGCGCACCCGGGCCCCGAGGGCCGCGCGGCCGCCUUCUUCCCCGAGAGACGCCCGCGGGGCCCGAGCCCCGGCCCGGGUGCCUUCCAGCCAGUUCUGGGCGGCCGCGGCCACGUGGGGCCGAGAGAACGAGCCGCCGCGACCAUGCCCAGUUCUCUGAGGCCCCAGCUCGGGGCGGAGGCCCCAGGCCGGGGUUGCCCCGGACGCCUGGAGCUGCGCAGGCCGCUUCGGCCGGCGCUCAGCCCGCCGUUCGCCGACUUUGGGCCCCCUCUGAGCGUCAACUCAGAUCAUGUGGUGGGGUCUGAGCACCUGGAAAGAGAGCCUUCCAAGCGGUACCGCAGCUGCUCCAGCAUGCAGCCCUACCACCCGUUCCUGCUGGGCUACCAGGAUGCAUCCCUUACCCCAGGGGUCCCCCUGCAGCAGGACUUCCGGCACGUGUCCUGCAGCCACUACCAUGGAGCAGGCUUGGAACGGCUGCACUACACUGUCCGGUUAGAAGGGGGACACCCCCCAGGCCCAGCGACCCUGGAGUCUGAGUCAUUACACGUGCAGAAGGUGGUGGAGCCAGUGGAAGACCUCCAGCCCGGCUACUACCUGCCGCCGCCGCCGCCCCAGUUCCCCCCGCCGCCGCCCCAGUUCCCCCCGCGGUACCUCUCUGUGCUCCACUGCCUGCCCCCGCCGCCAUCCUUCUCGCUGUCCAUCGUGUCUGACGUGGACACUGAUGACCAGUAUGCGGAGGGGCCGUGUGAGCCCAGCCAGCCUUCGUCCCAGGAGCAGUCCGACUAG